Messenger RNA from Symbiodinium necroappetens, 546 nucleotides. NCBI's taxonomy places the organism in Eukaryota, Dinophyceae, Suessiales, Symbiodiniaceae. The record is from the annotation of a GenBank genome assembly.
AUGGGGUGUGGCUCGUCCAUGCAAGUUAACUCGUUUGAUGAGCUGGAAAUGCAGGUCCACAUGGGGAAAGUUGUUGAGAAGCGGGUCGUGGGAUACAAGCCGACCGCAAAUCUCACCAUCCCGUGCUCUUCACAGGUGUCCACGCAACAGUCGUGCUACAUCCUGCCUCAUGCAACUGAGAGUGUAAGCUCCCUCUCUGGACCCAUUUGCGAUUCUGAGGCCGACACUCCUGGCACCCAGGAUUGCGACUCUGUUACGGUCCAUGUCCCACCCCGCCUCCGAGGAGUCAUCAAAGAGGAGCCUGUGCUCUUGGAGUUCACCGAACCCUCCCAGGUCGAGAGCUCUUGGAACAUGCCAAGCGUGCGAGAGCGCGCCAAAGAUCUGCCCUUGGGCACCAUCGUCGCCCCAGAUCAGGAGCUGCACAAAAGGCAUCUCAAGAAUCUCGAUAGAUUUCGAAGCUCCGUCUUCAAGGCUCCAAGCUGGCUGGAAGACGAAGUCGCAGCCAGGAGGAAGCUGAGUGGAAUGGAACGGUUGCUGAGAAAUUGA